This is a messenger RNA of Erpetoichthys calabaricus (reedfish), 4398 nucleotides long. Its product is annotated as solute carrier organic anion transporter family member 1C1-like. Gene Ontology annotation, molecular function: protein binding. The record is from RefSeq and is a predicted model, not a curated record. Gene Ontology annotation, cellular component: membrane. Gene Ontology annotation, biological process: sodium-independent organic anion transport; transmembrane transport. Bases 222 to 2297 code for a protein of 691 amino acids. The transcript is spliced from 15 exons. NCBI's taxonomy places the organism in Eukaryota, Metazoa, Chordata, Cladistia, Polypteriformes, Polypteridae.
GACUGAUUCUCAGCAGGUUAAAAGGUAAGCAAACAACCCAAAAAUCCCUCUUUUGUGUUUGAGCCUGUUGUGGUGACGGCUAAUGUGAAAAAACUGGAGUCAUAUCACUGAACACUUGCCUCCACUACAUUGUUACAGCAAAUGAGGUUCAAGUCAUCAAAGAACCAUCCUACCACAGAGACAGAUAUAACCUUGUGUCACUAAGAAGAAACCUAUUCAGAAUGACUGUGGACACAAAACCUGAGCCUCUUUUCCAAAUGGAUAAUCAUGUUAAAAAUUCAAAAGAGGAGGCAACACAAAAAUGCUGCACCUCCAGCUUGAAGAAGUUCCUGAUUGCCUUAUCUUUUACAUACUUCUGUAAGGCACUGUCUGGAAGCUACAUGAAGAGCUCUAUUACACAGAUAGAAAGAAGAUUUGAAAUCCCCAGUUCUGUUAUUGGAGUUAUUGAUGGAAGCUUUGAAAUGGGUAACCUUCUGGUCAUGGCAGUCAUUAGUUAUUUUGGUGCAAAAUUUCACAGACCCAAAAUAAUAGGUGCUGGCUGUACAUUGAUGUCAGUGGGAACACUGCUCAUGGCUCUGCCUCAUUUCUUUAUGGGACACUAUAAGUAUGACUCUGCAGUAUCAACCUCAGCCAAUUCCACCAUCAGUGCCCCUUGCCUGAGCCCAUCAAGUGAACUCUUUGACACAGAGGAUCCUUCAUCAUCAGUACUCAUCCCAGGUUGUAAGAGCCAUGGAGGCUCGUCGAUGUGGAUUGCUGUUCUUCUGGGCAAUGUGCUCCGAGGAAUUGGUGAGGCAACGAUAAUACCCUUAGGAGUGUCCUAUAUCGAUGAUUUCACAACACCAGAGAAUUCAGCUUUCUAUAUUGGAAUAUUGCACACCAUUGCCGUAAUAGGGCCUUUGUUUGGUUUUACCCUGGGGUCCUUUUGUGCCAAACUCUACGUAGAUAUUGGUUUCAUCAAUCUGGAUUCUGUUACAAUCUCCAUGAAGGAUGCUCGAUGGGUAGGUGCUUGGUGGUUGGGCUUCAUCAUUGCAGGAGGGCUGUCCUUGCUUUCAGCUCUCCCCUUCUGGUUUCUGCCUAAAUCUGUGCCUGAAGAGGAAGUAGAUGGCAAGGGGACAACCACAGAAACAAUGGAGCAUCCGUAUUCCCCAGAACAGCAAAGCAAAGAUCAUGCAUCGGGGCAGCAAGAACCGCUUUCAGACAUCAUCAAAGAUUUCUUGCCCUCCAUAAAAAGGUUGUUAACAAACAAAACAUACUUCUUGUAUCUGAUUACAAACAUUGUAAUGUUCAAUGCCUUCAUCAUAUUAAUAACAUACUCACCAAAAUACUUUGAGCAGCAGUUUGGAGAAUCUGCAUCUAAAACAAACUUUUUCAUUGGAGUCACCAAUAUGCCUGCUAUUUCUCUGGGCAUUUUAUGCAGUGGGUUUAUAAUGAAAAAAUUCAAACUGGAUGUCUAUAAUGCCGUGAAGUUGGGCCUACUGACAAGCAUUCUUGCAUUACUUGCUACGUUGCCUCUUUUUGCAUUGAGCUGUAGGAAUUCAGACAUAGCUGGAGUGACUGUCUCCUAUGAAGGAGUGCCUGCUGUCCAGCCGAGCAACCUGCUGUCUACCUGUAACUCGGACUGCCAUUGCUCUACGUCUCAGUGGGACCCAGUCUGUGGUGAAAAUGGUCUCACCUACAUUUCUCCCUGUUUAGCAGGAUGCAAACAAUUGCAAGGAUUUGGAAAAAAUACGACAUAUCAGGACUGCAGGUGUAUUGCAUCUUUCCCAUCAGGAGCUUCUAACUUCUCCUCCACACUGGGACAAUGUCCACGAGACAAAAAUUGCUCCAAGAUGUUUAUCUAUUACUUUGUUUUCCAGUCCCUCAGCUUUUUUCUCUACUCUCUGGGAAGUGUUCCCAUGUAUAUGCUUAAUCUAAGGUGUGUUGAACCAGAACUAAAAUCAUUGGCUAUUGGCAUUUUCACAAUGACCCUGAGAUCAUUAGCUGGGAUACCAGCCCCCAUUUAUUUUGGGGCCAUUAUUGACUCUGUUUGCAUGAUCUGGGGAGUCAGAAAAUGUGGAGGAAGAGGAGCAUGUCGGAUGUACCAGAUGGAUAAUUUCAGGUACCUCUUCCUGGGAAUGAUCUUGGGAUUCCGCCUCUUGGGUUUUGUCUUUUGUGGAUUUGUCAUUUUACGAAUUAAAAAGAAAUUUAAAAAUGAUCAAAAAGAAUCACCUGCAGAGGUCCAGCUCAUGGUCAAAAUGGACACAGAAGGCAGACCCUGUGGGGUAAACAUAGACCACCUGGCAGAGAAGGAAUUAUAGGCCAGUGCUUAGAAACUUUUCUUUUUACCUGGAACUUUUUAAAAAAUAUUUGUCAACUGUUAAUCUUAUAGUUUUAAUUACAGUACACAAAGUGGAAUGGAGGCAUCAUACAUUGGGACCGAGAGCAAAAGAAGAGGCGGAAGCCCAUCUCUGAUGCCUAAAUGCAUGCAGUUCAGAGACUCUCCAAAGUGGUCAGAGUUUGGACCUAUCUGAACUCUAAAGAAACAGAAUUUGCUAAUUGAAAAUGAAAAAUGGGUUUUAGAUUUGCUUUUAUGACUGAGCAUUUAUAUUGUGUGGAGUGUGUAGUGAUUCAAAAAUCCAAGUGUGCCAUGAGGAAGAUUCCUUUAAAUCAUUUUUAUUAAAAAUGUAUUUAGCAAAAACCUAGUGGGCUGACAUGAAAGCAGAAAUUUCUUUUGUGUAUGUUGGAAAAAAGUAUCAUAAUUUCUACUGACAUUUUGGCAGCCAUUUAGAGCUGCCUGAAGUGGUGAACAAAGAUUUUUUUUCUCAAAACAAGUAUAAAUAAAAAAGUGAAGUCAUCCAUCUACCACUUCCCACCAAGGUUUCUCCAAAACAAUUCCAUGCAGUUGAUACUGUUAUUGUGAAAAAUCAAACACAGAAGGUUCAGCUUAGGGGUUUGGGGGGACAAAAACCUUUGAUAGUUGUAGCACUUACUCACCUAUUAUCCAGAGUCUCCAUGUUAAGAAUAUUGGACUCUCCAUAUACAGUGUUGUGUGGUGUGGUGGGCCUAUCCCUGCAACAGCAGACACAAGAAAAGAAAAAGUCCUGGACAAUCUGCUUGUUCGCUUUAAGGCUCAGUCACUCAUUAACUCACCUACACUCACACUUACGCAAAACUUAAAAGUAAUCAAUAAACGUAGACUGUACUUCUGGGCCAGGGUUUGAAGUCAGGAAUCUGGAGCUGAGAGGCAGCAAGCCUAACCUCUGAAAUGUUGUGCCACAAAAAAAUUAAAUUAAAAAUAGUAAAUAGAUGGAGCUGGUUUGGAGUAGAAUGGAUAAGGGUUCUGUUUUAUCACACGAGUGUUUAAAUCCUGCUCAUCUGUCUAGUUUCAGCCCUCCCAAAUCAUGUUUAUGUGUGUCACACACACUCAGUGCCAAGCUAUGUGUUAAUGUAUAACUAGGUCAGUACAUUUUGUUCACAUCCCUAGUUGCACCAGCUGCCGACAAGAAAGGUCCUUGCAUCAUGUGACACUGAAAUGGAAAAAAACAGGUUGACAUUGUAAAACACUGUCUCCAUUAUUAUUCUGCCAUUGGCUAGACCACCUUCCACACACCACGCUUCGUAUCUACUCUACUCACACCCCAUUCUUUCAAAUAUGUAAAGCAUUUCAAUUCAGACCUCUUUUUCUGCCUCACUCCGCAAUGUCCGUGCAACGUGGCUGUAGAGAGCUUAAACAACUUGGCACAUCCACAUACAAACGACAAGGGGUGAGCUUUCUGGAAGGCUUUUACUGGACGUACCUCGUUGUAAACUGAAAUAUAUACAAAAGAAACAUACAGGUAUAUACAGGUGUAGAACCAAAGACAAUAAAUAACGAUUACACAUAGCAGACAGUAUACAUUAAACAAUAAAGUUUUUAUUAAAGACACUUACAAGGCGAGUGAUUUCCACAGUUGGAUCAAGACAAAGAAAAGCGCGUAGACAUAGGUUCAAAUUGCUGCGUAGCACAACUAACCAGACCCAGGGGUUUAUAUACCUUAAAGAUACGCUUCAGACGUGACCGAAACAAGAGAUAAAGGAGUGCCUAAAUGAGACACAUGGGGUGGAAAUGAUUUAAAUGUUUAUUAUGGGACCUAAGAGCUUUACGUGAGUUUCAUAGACAUUUAUUGACACCACUGUGAGUGUGGGACUUGACUGACAGGUGUGUUGAUAAAUGAAAAGAUGAAGGGGAGCACAGCUCAACAAAUAACAGCUAACAGCUAACAACAUGUGGGGCAGAACACCUCUCCUUUCUGAACCUAAUUGCACCAACAACUCUGAAGUUGUAAACAAGCUAUGUCCAACAGUUUAAUCAAAUAAAAUAAUAAAAAGAAAGAAAUGCGUGUAUAUGUCUAUCUUCUGAAAUAAAAACCCUUAAAAACA